AUUAUAACAUCUGCUUUUUUUAAACAAAUGAUAGGGGUGAAGUACAAAGAAAUGACCUCUUGUUCCAUACAAAGAAGGUUUGAAAAUCAGCUGAGAACUCCAUUGUUAUUUGUCUCCUUGUGAUUUCAAUAUUUUGAGGUGGCUGGGAAGGGAUUCAUUCUGCAAAAAAAAAUUUCAAGGCCCCCACACAUUACAAUAAAUUAAAUCUUGUACUUCAGUCUCCUACUAGUAUCUGAGGUGUAUUGUAUUGACUUAACAACAGCUUCUACAAACUUACAGGCAUUCAAAAAACAGAGGAAUACUUAAUGGGGUGUUUGAUUUUGAAGGCUUGGCAUGGGCACAAAUUUGUAUGCACAGAACUGGGGAUAUGAGGGGGAAGUCAUAGUUGUGCCUAUUGUAGGUGCGUGUCCAAGGUUUUGUUAACUGUAACCCAAAACUGUAAAACGUUAGCUGGGGAAGCUGUUUUCCUCCCCCUGGCCUGCUGGUCCAAUCAGAGAGCAGCCCUGCAUCUCCCUCAUUUCUGUCAACUAUUUAGCAACUGAGCUCAGCUAAAGUUUCCAAAAAAGUUAGAAUAACUUCCUCUCUCCAAGACCUCAAUUUUUUGCACAGCCCGGUCCUUGAAAUAAGAUCCCUUCAAGAGACCUGGAAAACGUUUGCUCAGCAAAACCCUUUCUGUUUUUCCAAAGGCUGUGUCUCUGGAAUUUAAAACACACUUUUAAAAUACACAGAGAGACACCCACCAUUUGAGGAGGGGGGAGAAUUCCUUUUUUCCCUCCCUCCUGCCCUCCCUUCCUUGCAGAAAGAAUGGAAGAAAGUUCUAGUUCUCCUGUUUCUCCUGUGGACAGCUUAGGGACCAGUGAAGAGGAGCUGGAGAGGCAGCCAAAGAGAUUUGGGAGGAAGAGGAGAUGCAGUAAGAAGUCCAGCGAAGAUGGAAGUCCGGCCCCAGGCAAAAGGGGAAAGAAGUCCAGCCCGGGAGCCCAGUCCUACGAGGAGCUCCAAAGCCAACGGAUUCUGGCUAACGUCCGAGAGAGGCAGAGGACUCAAUCUCUCAACGAAGCGUUUGCUGCCUUGAGGAAAAUCAUCCCUACCCUGCCUUCUGACAAACUCAGUAAAAUCCAGACUCUCAAGCUGGCUUCCAGGUACAUAGACUUCCUCUACCAGGUGCUCCAGAGCGAUGAGAUGGACAAUAAGAUGACCAGUUGCAGCUAUGUGGCCCACGAGAGGCUCAGUUAUGCCUUUUCGGUGUGGAGGAUGGAAGGCGCUUGGUCCAUGUCCACCUCACACUAGUCGGCAGCAUCAGGGUACAGACAGCACAACUGCCAAAUUGGCUGUCCAGUUUUGAAGACUGGAGUGGAGCUGAAACACAUCUAUGUUUGUGGCUUGUAAAACCUUAAUAACCUCAAGAGGACUGGUCUAAGGAACCAUUUGACUUCCCUUGCUUUGAACUCCUGCGGAGCAUUUGGAGAGAACAGCAACGCAGUACCGAAGCUAAGAUGCUGGAUAUAUUGCAAUGUCUCUCCCCAAGAGACUGAACUAAUACACAAAGAGCUUAUUCAAGUUUGUGUUUAUUUGUUGGAGCUCGCUCUCUUCUCUUCUGUGUAUGUAUGUCUCUCUGUGUGAGUGUGUAGGUGCACAUUUGUGUUUGGCAUUCUGUAAAAAAAAAAAAAAGGAAAUCAGGAACACAUUAUUGAGAAAUCCUUCCUUUGGAUUUCGUUUUAUCUUUGAGUUUUUUGUCUAUAGUUUAAUUAAACUCAUGUUGUUUAAACUAAUAUAAAAAAAACUGGACCAAGGCUUUCAGAAGAAUAAAAUUUCCAAAUUCUGCACAUUUUUUCUGCUAAAGAAGCCUGGAAUAUAGAGUCUUCUCGACAUCCCUAGCAUCAUUUUCUUACUGGUUUGCUUCAGCUAGUCUUGUUUCUUUUGCAAGUUGUUCUGUGCAGGUGUGUUGGUUUAUGAUUUGAUUUAUUUAUUAAGAUGUUUUUAAACCAAGGACUGCAACAGUGUGUACACUGCUUCUCUGGCUCAUAAAUGUUUUUUUAUAAGUGAUGCAGAUAUUUGAUUUAUUUGCGGAUUAACAUAUAUUAAAAGGAGUAAGCAUCACACACAGA
Anolis carolinensis (green anole) is the source of this 2105-nucleotide messenger RNA. It is a transcript of the gene twist2, whose product is annotated as twist family bHLH transcription factor 2. The coding region runs from base 805 to 1287 and encodes 160 amino acids. NCBI's taxonomy places the organism in Eukaryota, Metazoa, Chordata, Lepidosauria, Squamata, Anolidae. Gene Ontology annotation, molecular function: RNA polymerase II transcription regulatory region sequence-specific DNA binding; protein dimerization activity; DNA-binding transcription factor activity, RNA polymerase II-specific. The transcript is spliced from 2 exons. Gene Ontology annotation, biological process: regulation of transcription by RNA polymerase II; developmental process. The record is from RefSeq and is a predicted model, not a curated record.